Messenger RNA from Selaginella moellendorffii, 1348 nucleotides. RefSeq lists its product as uncharacterized. Gene Ontology annotation, biological process: chromosome segregation. Bases 132 to 1187 code for a protein of 351 amino acids. The transcript has 6 exons. The record is from RefSeq and is a predicted model, not a curated record. Gene Ontology annotation, cellular component: outer kinetochore. NCBI's taxonomy places the organism in Eukaryota, Viridiplantae, Streptophyta, Lycopodiopsida, Selaginellales, Selaginellaceae.
UUUGUUUCUAAGCUGAACAAUCUGUUCUCCCUAAAGACUGACAGCCUAUGUGGGAAGCCCACAGAUGACGUAAAAGCGCUGAAACCAGAUGAUCUGUUGUCUCUGGCGUACGAACCGCAAAUCCAGAAGGCAUGCCUCCUGAUACUCGUGAAGCUUCAAAAACUGGAGACGGGCUUCCACGAUGGCGUGACUACGUAUUCGGUGCGCAAACGCGUGACGAAGGUUUGAAGUGGUUCUUCUGUCGUACCAGUACGGUUAUUGCCUUGAGCGCGCCAAGAAGAAUUGACAUAUACAUUAGCUUUACAGUUAUAUGCCCAAAUGCUGCUGAUUAUCUUAUCAGACUAGUCGUUCUCGUUCAUUCUCUUUGCUCAGAACGGGCAAUUGUGGUAAUGGGCUCUCUGCUAUCGUCGCUGCUGAGGCAAAAAGAAGCAGAGGUAGUGGAAGGAGGUGAUGGGCCCGAGAUGCAAAUUUGUCCGCUCGUCAAAGAGCGAGGGAAUAGUAGGCAGCGGAAAGAUGAAUGUGUUGUGACAAAGAACUCGGACGAGGGCCGGAAUAAAGAUCCGGCAGACGAGAAGUCCAGUAAGCUUGAACACUGCGUAGAAAGGUCCUCGUCAAGCGACAACAGACGUAGGAGCCCCCGCCUUCUCAUACGCCCUCUCGAACUUGAAGAGCAACGCAAUCGAAGUUUUCCAAUGGCUCAAAUCGCCACCGAGGCAAGUCUACUCGAUAAAAUUGCGGAGGCCGAGGAUCGAAGGAGGAAUGGAGAAAGUCGGGAUGCAAGCGCCACCAUAGAAGACAGCUCCACCUCCAGCUCGCUUGCACAUGCGCUUUAUACAAUGGUCUCUGAAGCUGGAGAUACGGGCUUAACAGUCCGUGAGGCAGGAAGGAAGGUGUUACAGCAGGGGCUAUUGAAACUCUUUGAGCCCGAGGACGUCCCACUUUCGGUGCAAGUUGCAAGAGCUAUGCGAAAGAACGCCUAUUUCAUAGAAGCUGGCGGGAGGUUUAUUUUAUGGAGCACGUUCCUGAGGAGGGAAUGCAGAACAGCUGCGCUGAGACGGAGGCCCAUGGUAGCGUCCGCUUGCAAUCCUAACGACAUGCAGAAUCCAGCACCAAGCAAGAGGAGGAAAGGCACGCCUCUCAAGGCGGAGAUGAGGUGUCGGAAGCGGAGGAGGAGCAACCAGCACUGAAAAACCGGGUACUGUGAAACUGCUCCAAGCUCCUCUUUCCGCUUGAGUGCUUGUUUUCCCUCAGGCUUUUUGUUUGAGUGACUUCCAAGUCAUGCCUUGUCAUGACUCUCUCGACUCUCAGAUCGACAUGAGUGAUCGAGCUUUCACGGGUUUCCUCUUCA